Messenger RNA from Pistacia vera, 619 nucleotides. RefSeq names its product photosystem I reaction center subunit VI, chloroplastic. Gene Ontology annotation, biological process: photosynthesis. Gene Ontology annotation, cellular component: photosystem I reaction center; photosystem I; chloroplast thylakoid membrane. NCBI's taxonomy places the organism in Eukaryota, Viridiplantae, Streptophyta, Magnoliopsida, Sapindales, Anacardiaceae. The record is from RefSeq and is a predicted model, not a curated record. The transcript is spliced from 3 exons. The coding region runs from base 69 to 503 and encodes 144 amino acids.
CUUCUCUGAUCCUCUAACUCAACCACAACCUCCAAGAAAUUUAGUCAGAAACAAAGCAACCAAGGCCAAUGGCAUCUCUAGCAACCAUAGCUGCUGUGCAACCAGCCAACAUUAAAGGCCUUGGUGGAAGUUCCCUUGCCGGAACCAAGCUCUCAGUCAAGCCAGCUCGCCAGAGUUUGAGGCUCAAAAACGUCAGAGCUGGUGCUGUAGUGGCUAAGUAUGGUGACAAGAGUGUGUACUUUGAUUUGGAGGAUUUGGGUAACACUACUGGGCAGUGGGAUUUGUAUGGCUCAGAUGCACCAUCUCCAUACAACUCUCUUCAGAGCAAGUUCUUUGAGACAUUUGCAGCUCCAUUCACCAAGAGAGGAUUAUUACUCAAGUUCUUGAUAUUGGGAGGUGGUUCUACCCUUGCAUACUUCAGUGCAACUGCUACUGGUGACAUUCUACCAAUCAAGAAGGGUCCACAACUUCCACCAAAGCUCGGUCCACGUGGCAAGAUCUAAAUUACCCCAUUUGUAAACUUUGAUUGUAUUUAUCUUCUUUUGAUUGUAAACUUGUAGGUUUCUCCAAAUCCUACUUAAGACACCUAUUAUCUAUGCAAAUAUAUUUGCUUCAAUUG